Molecule: messenger RNA, 1301 nt
Organism: Carassius auratus (goldfish)
Lineage: Eukaryota; Metazoa; Chordata; Actinopteri; Cypriniformes; Cyprinidae
Exons: 4
Coding region: 60-887 (275 amino acids)
Molecular function (GO): protein binding
Source: RefSeq, a predicted model, not a curated record
GAACAGAUACUGUGAGAGAUAACAUACUGCGAGCUGGAAGCAAACAUCAUCAGUGAAGAAUGAAGCGUUUAGUUUGUAUUCUGCUGAUGCUGGAAACCUUUGUGUUUGCCGUACAGCAGCAGGUAGAUGGAGGACUCAGUGAGAACGAGAUCAGUCAGCAGCUCAGAUCUGAGGAUAGAAGACAAAAUCCACCUCAAGCCGACAAUGUGAGUGCUGAAGCUUCAACUGACAGGCAACAAAACUGCAAUCUAUGCUUCCCUGACAUCCACACUGCACUGAGAGAAUUGACUGCCACGGUUACUGAGCAGAAAGCAAACAUCAGAGCUUUAGAGACACGACUGAGGGAUGCUGAGCAAAUUGCAGAACAACAGACACUCCAUCUGGAAGAGCUUACCAAGAAAAAUUAUGAAAUGUCAAAUCUUACUCAGAGUCAAGUAGAGGAGUUGAGAAAGGAAAAUAGAGACAGACAGAUAGCUUUUUCAGCUGGACUGAUGCAAUCUAGCAGUGGAAAUAUUGGUCCCUUUACCACUGACAUCACACUAACCUACCGGAACGUCUUCACAAACAUAGGAAAUGCUUACAACCCAAUUACAGGUAUUUUCACAGCCCCACUGAAAGGAGCAUAUAUGUUCAGACUCUCUGUUUACGGUCCAGCUAGUCAAGCAACUCCAUCAACUGUCUCCAUUAUUAAGAAUGGAGAGCAUGUAGUUGUAGCACCUGCUCAUCAGGCUGGGAAUGUGGUAAACUCCUCAAAUGGAGUUGUGUUGCUCCUGGAGGAUGGAGAUGUUGUCUAUGUGAGGCUUUCAGCUAACAGGAGGAUAUCAGAUAGCCAGAGUAACCACAAUACUUUCAGUGGCUACCUACUGUUUUCCUUAAGAGAUCAGUAACUUUGCAGAAUGUGAUCUUGAACCUUUAACAUAUGAUUUCAGAUGAAAAUCAUAAAGAAUCAUUGAACCUGAAUGGGUACUGUGAGUUUGAAAUCUGCCAAAAAUUACUGUAUACAGAAGUGUUUUGUUGUAGUAGUAAACCUAGAAUGUUAAAUUAUACCUUUUUAAGUGUAGCUUGUUACUGCUCCUUGAUCUGUAUCUCUUCAUCCUACAUAAGUAAAUUAGAGAAAAAAGAGAUGUUAUUGUGGCAUUUUCUAUAUACUCAUCUUUUUGGUAACUUUAUAAUAAGUAUAUAUUAAUAAAGUACUUACUUUGUAAGCUAUUAGUUUAGAGUUAAUUCAUAAUUUCUAAACUGCUAAUAAUCUAUAGGUAGUGAGUUCUUCAUUCAUUGUGACUGUAAUCAAUCUAAUUGUU